Messenger RNA from Drosophila busckii, 2548 nucleotides. RefSeq names its product probable ATP-dependent RNA helicase DDX10. The transcript has 2 exons. Gene Ontology annotation, molecular function: RNA helicase activity; nucleic acid binding; ATP binding. Gene Ontology annotation, cellular component: nucleus. Gene Ontology annotation, biological process: rRNA processing. The record is from RefSeq and is a predicted model, not a curated record. Lineage: Eukaryota; Metazoa; Arthropoda; Insecta; Diptera; Drosophilidae. The coding region runs from base 72 to 2483 and encodes 803 amino acids.
UCGGAAUUCAAUAUUUAUAUUGUCCCCAUAUUAUUAAUAAAUAAAUAUUUUAAAGGAAAUUCAGUUGCGGCAUGCAAAAACAGAAACCCAAGGGUCCUAAGAGGCCCGGCUCACGACCACAUACAGGCAAGCCGCAUGGCAAGCAACCUCAAAAGCGUUCCAAAGAGCAUGCCGCCUCAAAGCUGGCUGCUACUGAACUGGAAAUUGGUGAACUGAAAGCCAAAUAUGAUGAUAUUGAUGUAAACAACAUUAAACUAUUUGCUGACUUUCCGUUGUCGCAGAAAACUCAAAAGGCACUCAGCGAGUUUAAAUUUAAAGUGCCAACCGAGGUGCAGCGUCAAAGUAUUGGACCCGCUCUGCAGGGUAAAGAUGUGCUCGGCGCUGCCAUAACAGGCAGUGGCAAGACGCUGGCUUUUCUAAUUCCUGUGCUGGAACAUCUUUACCAUAACAAAUGGUCCAGGGGCGAUGGCGUUGGUGCCAUUAUUAUCUCGCCCACACGUGAGCUGGCCUAUCAGAUAUUUGAGACACUGAAGAAAGUGGGAAAACAUCAUGACUUCUCAGCGGGUCUUAUCAUUGGCGGAAAGAAUCUAAAAUUUGAGCGCACACGCAUGGAUCAGUGCAAUAUAUUAAUAUGCACGCCAGGACGUCUGCUACAACACAUGGAUGAGAAUCCGCUGUUCAAUACAACCACCAUGGAAGUGCUGGUGUUGGACGAAGCAGAUCGCUGCCUGGAUAUGGGUUUUCAAAAGACACUCAAUUCGAUUAUUGAAAACUUUCCGCCACAGCGACAGACACUGCUCUUCUCAGCAACACAAACAAACACAGUGCAGGAUCUGGCACGUCUCAAUCUGCAAGAUCCAGUAUACAUAGGCUAUGGUGCUGCAGCUGGGAUCAAGCCAGGUGGUCAGGAGGUAGCCACGAGCUCAACUGCGGUGCUCGCCCUCCCGGAGCUGUUGCAGCAAAGUUAUGUGGUGUUGCCGCUGGAGGAGAAGAUUACUAUGCUAUGGUCGUUUAUCAAAAACCAUUUAAAGCAAAAAAUUAUUGUAUUUGUAUCCAGUUGUAAGCAGGCCAAGUACCUAUAUGAGAUAUUCUGCAAACUGCGUCCAGGCGUCAGUCUGCUGGCGCUUUAUGGCACAUUGCACCAGGAUCGUCGCAUUGCCAUCUACGAAGAUUUCCUGCGCAAAAGCCAUGUGGUUAUGUUUGCCACCGAUGUCGCCUCACGUGGCUUAGACUUUCCAGCCGUCAAUUGGGUACUGCAAUUAGAUUGCCCUGAAGAUGUGUCACAGUAUAUACAUCGUGCUGGACGCUCGGCCCGCAAUAAAACACGUGGUGAAUGUCUGCUGGUGUUGACCCCCAGCGAGGAGGAGUAUAUGCUGACGGCGCUACGUGAGCAGCUUAAAGUGGACAUACGCUGUGUGCUUAUUGAUCCCAAAAAGUUGUUCUCGCCACGUGUCAAAAUUGAAGCGUUCCUCGCUCAAUUCUCGGAGCUGCGUGCGUCGGCGCAGCGUGCAUUCCUCGCCUAUUUGAAGUCUGUUUUCCUCAUGCGCAACAAACGGCUGUUCAAUGUGCUUAGUUUGAAUCUGGAUGCAUAUGCGCAGUCGCUGGGGUUGGCGGUGACGCCACGUGUGCCAUUUCUGGAGAAGUUUCUUUGGCGGCAGAAGCAGCAGCAGCAACAGCAGCAGUCAGAUGAGGUGCAACAGCAGCUGCCACAGUCGACAACCAGCUUUGGUGGUGCUACAGUCGACAGCGAUGAAGAUGAUGAUGAUGAGGAUGACUUUAUCAAGAUUAAGCGACGUGAUCAUGAUGUUGAAGGUGCCCCAGUGAUCUUGGAAGGAUUAUCUGCAGCGACUAAUGCUGAAGCGGCAUUGGACACCCCACUGCAGGUGCCCAAGCGCGAGAAACUUGUGACCAAAGCAGCGCUGGCCAAGAAGGCGAUUAAAAAGAAUUUGCAAGUCAACUCGAAAGUCAAGUUUGAUGAGGAGGGCGAAACGCUGGCGGAUGAGCGCAAUCAAAUGAAGGCGCUGCGUAAGGAGCGCAAACAGCAAAAGGACGACGAUGGAGGCAUUAAUCUAAUGCUGUCCAAGGCGCUUCUAAACGAGGAGGAUCAGUAUGAUAAGCAGCGUUUCCGAGAGCUAGUCAAGAAGCGACACAAGCUGCAGCGUGAGAAGCUGCGACGCAAGGCUGAGCAGCAGGAAAGUGCAGAUGAGGAGGAGGCGGAAGACGAAAAGGAGCAGGAUGUUGCAGACAGUGAUAGCGAGCAGUCUGUGGAUUUAUCCUGGCUGCCUGAUCCGGAUAAAAUAUAUAAGGGCAAACACAAUAAGGCGGAUCAGCAGCCUGUGGAUGAUAGAGAUGAUGACGAUGACGAUAAUGACGAUAUUGACGAUGAGGAUGACGAUGAGCCUGCAUAUAAAAAGUCUAGAUUAACGGAUAGGUUAACGCUGCUCGAUACAGAAGCCAUUGCGGCCAAUCUGUUGGGCAGCUGAUUGUUUUAGAUUUCAUUGUUCAUUGUAUAAAUAAAAACUGCAAAUUUGAAAUUGCUGCACAAAUA